Molecule: messenger RNA, 2311 nt
Organism: Acomys russatus (golden spiny mouse)
Lineage: Eukaryota; Metazoa; Chordata; Mammalia; Rodentia; Muridae
Gene: Dnase2b
Product: deoxyribonuclease 2 beta
Exons: 9
Coding region: 1010-2086 (358 amino acids)
Biological process (GO): apoptotic DNA fragmentation
Molecular function (GO): deoxyribonuclease II activity
Source: RefSeq, a predicted model, not a curated record
UAUGACAAGCACUUGCUAGAAACACCAAACAGGACAAAAGCAUCCUUAUGAAAUAACCAUCAGCCAUAACCAUUAAAGGCAGCAUACUAACACUGCUUGAUGACAUUGCUUAUUAUCUGGGUCAGCUAGAACCAGUAGCAUUUCAUUCCCUAUUAAACCUCUGUUAACAAUUUCUGAAAAGCAUUCCUUUGCUUUCUUUCUCUUAGUGCAACACCGACUUAUCUUGUGUUCUCUGGGUUACGUUCUGAUAAAAUAAAGCGUUUGGUCUAGAAUGUCCUCAGAUAAACUGGCAUGAUGGAAAAAUUUAACUUUCAGAAGUUCUCUUUGGAUGUUGUACUGAAGAAAGACCAAGAGGAAGCUGCCAGCACUGGUUUGGUGCCUUUGUCUGGCCAGAUAUCAAGUCAAUUUCCUCUUCUGCUUGGACUUCCAGUGAGACGGCAUAUUGUGGCUGCCUGCAGUCAGGCACGACUGUGUGACUCUUCCCAGGGGAAGUGCUCUGGGUCACUGAUGACCUGAUACUUUUGUCUGAGGGGUCUUGACUGUUUUUCUCCCUCAAGGAGUAACAAGGAUGACUAGCCUCCGUUAUCAGCUAGACUGGAUCUGAAAACAACUAAGACAGGAGCCGCCAGGCGCACCUGUGAGGGACUUCCUUGAUGAAAUUAUCUGAAGCAGAAAGACUCACCCUGAAUGUGAGCAGUGAAUGCUGGAGGCUGCGCACAUAAAAGGGCAUGGAAGAAGGAAGCUGUGGCUUUUUGCCUGCUUGCUUUCAUUCUUGCUGGCAAGUGCAUCUGUCCUGUGACUGAGGCAUUCCUUCACUGGUAUUGAAGCCAGGUUCUUGGGCCUUCCAACAUAGACUGAAGACCAGCAUCUCUGCAGGAACGCUCUCGGCCUUCAGAGCCAGUGAACAGCAAAAGUGAAUAGAACCCACAUCUGAGCCAGCUCGGCCCGAGAGAGACCCGACACCCUGACUCCACAGUGCAUGGCGUGGAAUGAAGGCUACUGAUAGAAAAUGGCAGCAAACGCUCUAAGAACAGCUCUUUGUUUGCUCUUCUUCGCCCUCUCUGGGGCCCUGGCGACACCAGCAAUCUCAUGCAAAAAUAACAAAGGUGAAGCUGUGGACUGGUUUACCUUUUAUAAGUUACCCGGAAGGCAAAGCAAUGAGCAUACAGAGACUGGGCUGGAUUACCUGUACCUGGACUCCACUAUGCAAAGCUGGAGGAAGAGCCAACACCUGAUGAACAGCAGCAGGAGUGUUUUGGGAAGGACCUUACAGCAGCUGUAUGAAGCGUAUACCUCUAAGAGCAACAGCACAGCCUACAUAAUAUACAAUGACGGUGUCCCUAAGUCUAUGAACUACAGCAGAAAGUAUGGACACACCAAAGGUCUACUGGUAUGGAACAGAGUCCAGGGGUUCUGGCUGAUCCACUCCAUUCCUGGGUUCCCUCCAAUUCCAGAAGAUGGCUACAAUUAUCCAACCUCAGGGAGACGAAAUGCACAAAGUGGCAUGUGCAUCACUUUCAAAUACAGCCAAUUCGAAGCAAUAGAUUCUCAGCUCUUGGUCUCCCAACCAAACAUCUACAGCUGCUCCAUCCCCACCACCUUUCACUGGGAACUCAUCCACAUGCCCCAGCUGUGUGCCAAGUCCAGUUCCACAAAGAUCCCUCGGCGGAGCCUCGCCACGCUUCAAUCAGCGCAGGGACUAAACUUCUUCCAUUUUGCGAAAUCUGACGCUUACACUCACGAUAUCUUUACAGCUUGGAUGGCUCCAUGGUUGAAGACACAUUUGCUAGCAGAAACCUGGCAGCGAACGACACAUGAAGAACUUCAUUCAAACUGCUCCCUUCCUUACCACGUGCACAACAUCAAGGUCAUUCAUGUGCCUCACCACUUUUACUUCAGUUCGACCCACGACCAUUCCAAAUGGUGCGUUUCCACAAAGGACUCCAAAAAUCGCUGGGUCUGCAUUGGAGACCUAAACCGGAGCCCAAGCCAAGCCUUCAGAGGUGGAGGGUUCAUCUGUACCAAGAAUCGGUACAUUUACCGAUCAUUUUAUAGAUUGGUUUCCAAGUAUGAGUCCUGUGUGUAAGCACGGGGCAAGGAGGUCAUGUGCACUGUCCUUGGAAGCACGGGCCCUGGGUCCUCACCUUUGAUCCAUUCUCCAUAUGUUAAAGGCGCCUGUGCUCCCACAACAUAGCAUCCAAUCAAAUCCACACUUACCAUUUUAUAUUUAGGUCAGUAGAAAUUUGCCUCCUCUGUACUGAUGGAAUUAGAAGCCCAAAUCAUGAUAUGUAAAUAAUGAUGGGGUGGGGGU